UUCACCCUCAUAGGAGAGUUAGAUCAUAUUUUCACACCAGCCUUUUAUGUGUCAAGAGAAGCAAAGAAAACACCGGCUUUAUUUAGACAGGCUUGAGUCCUUGAUUGCAGAAUGGAGUCAAUCUUUUCUGUAUUUGGUUCCUAUGUUAACUGGGAUGUCAAAAGUCUGCUGCUCUUCACUGCCGUUCUCCUCCUCACUGCAGAUUAUAUUAAGAACCGUCGUCCGGGCAGCUUCCCUCCAGGACCCCGGGCGUUUCCUAUUGUCGGCAACAUAUUCACCUUGGAUUACAACAGGACCCACGAGAGUAUGACACAGUUAGCUGGGAGAUAUGGAGACGUGUACAGCCUUCGAAUGGGUCAGACAUGGCUGGUGGUGUUGAACAGGCUCGAGGUUCUGAAAGAGGCUCUGGUAAAUCAGGGAGACAGCCUGGCAGACCGCCCAGAACUCCCUCUGGUGCAGGAAGCAUUCCAUGGAUUAGGUGUAAUUUUCAGUAAUGGGAAUACAUGGAAGCAGCAGAGGCAUUUUGCACUUUCAACCCUCAAAUAUUUUGGAUUUGGGAAGAAGUCACUUGAACCUGUCAUCUUGGAAGAAUUUACAUAUUGUGCAAAAGACUUCAAUAGCUAUAAAGGUAAGCCAUUCGAUCCACACCUCAUCAUCAACAACGCUGUCUCCAACGUCAUCUGCUCCCUGGUUUUUGGGCAUCGCUUUGAAUAUGGUGAUGAGAAGUUCAGGAAACUGAUAUCGUGGUUUGACAAAGGUAUCGAGAUCGAAGCCUCCAUUUGGGCACAGCUUUACAACUCCUUCCCUCUGCUGAUGAGACGUUUGCCAGGGCCUCAUCAGACAGUCCAGCACAUCUGGGACCAUGUGAAGGACUUCAUAAGGGUAGAGCUUAAGGAGCACAAACAGAACUGGGAUCCCUCGGACAAAAGAGACUACAUCGACUGCUACCUGAAUGAGAUUCAGAUGAGUAAGGGGCAGGCUGAGAAUACUUUUGAUGAGGAAAACUUGGUUAUGUGUGUCUUGGAUCUGUUUGUGGCUGGAUCUGAAACCACAUCCACCACCCUGCGCUGGGCUUUCCUCUACAUGGUAAAAUACCCAGAGAUCCAGGCAAAGGUCCAGGCUGAGAUAGACAGAGUGAUUGGACAGUCCAGACAGCCGUCCAUGGAAGAUCGUGCAAACCUUCCCUACACGGACGCUGUCAUACACGAGCUCCAGAGGAUGUGCAACAUAGUUCCUCUCAGCCUGCCUCAUGUUACCAACAGGGACAUCCAGCUGGGAGGCUACACAAUCCCAAAGGGAGUUGUUAUAAUCCCCAAUCUGACCUCAGUCCUGUUUGACAAGAAUGAGUGGGAGACGCCCGACACCUUUAACCCAGGACACUUUCUAAACGAGGAGGGCAAGUUUGUGAAGCGAGCUGCUUUCAUCCCUUUCUCUGCUGGUAAGCGGGUGUGUCUCGGGGAGAACCUGGCCAGGAUGGAGCUUUUCCUCUUCUUCACCUCUCUGAUGCAGCACUUCACCUUCUCAAUGAAGGUGAAGCCUGCGAUGGACUUUCGCUUUGGCGUCACUCUGUCACCACUUCCAUAUGACAUCUGCGUAACCUCCCGCUGAGUGUAGAUGUGACAUAAAAAAUAUGUUAAAGCAAUAUUUUUUUAAACUGUCCUCACCACUCAAGAUUACUGUCACUGUGACCUGGUUUGUUGAAUAUAUCAAACUGAUAUUUGGCUUUAAUUAUAGAUGACAUGUCAUAAGGUCCACUGCAGAUAUCUCCUUUGGACUACAGAACUGUGAUGUAGAUGGUUGCACAUAUUUAUUUGCACUUUUUUAUUGUUUAAUUGCGGGGGGGUUCUUCCAGUGGGCUCCAAACCAUGGCUGUAUCAACUCAGAUUUUUAAACCUAGUUUAGUUUAGCCAGGCUCAAUUAACAAAAUGUGCAUAUGGAUGAUAUUUAAACAAAUUUUGUAUGUGUUAAAAGUAGGUGCAUACUUUUACUUUUUCCCCGAAGAUGAUAAUUAUUGUGCAAUCAUUUGUGACCGUCACAUUUAUGACUAAUUCAGUGCAACAAACAUCUUCCUGCAAAACAACAAAAUUACAAAAUGCCAUCUUAAGUGCAGAAAUGUUGUCGCAGAGUGUUGUGAUCCCAUAGCAAUUAAGUCUCUUUUGAAUUUGAUGAUACAUCUUUAAAAACUACCCCGCGACCCUUAACUGGAUAAGCGGUUACGGAAGAUGGAUCUUUAAAAACAUUUUGGAUUUCCAACACCUUCCCAAGAGGAUAUGGAGGUCAAUAUCUACAGAAUCCAAAUUUAAUUUUACGUUGAGACUCAUUAAAUUAUGUGGUUAGAGGGUAAAAGAACUAUCUCUAUAAGUAAGGAUACUGUAUAGUUAUUAUUUAGGUGGAAUGAACUCCCCACUGACGUCAGGACAGCAGAGUCGCUGCCCAUCUUUCGGCGCAGGCUGAAAACUCACCUCUUCAAGAAGCACUACCCUGAGCCUUCCUCUUAGCACUUAUUGUAUUCGUAUUAGUUUGUAGCACUUAUUGCAUUCGUAUUCGUUUACUGCACUUAUCCUAUUCGUAGUAGUUUGUAGCACUUAUUGUAUUCGUAUUAGUCUGUUCCAAUUAUUGUUUUCGUAGUAAUUUGCCUCUGCACUAUACUUUUGCUCUGGUUUAUGCUUUUAGAUGCUUGUUUAAGAAAGGAGAUGCACUUAUGACUUCUGGUGACUAGUAGUUCUCUUGAACACCUAUGUUGAAUACACUUCCUGUAAGUCGCUUUGGAUAAAAGCGUCUGCUAAAUGACUGUAAUGUAAUGUAAUGUAAUGUAAUGUAAAGCCAAGGAGAUGAAGGAAGAGUUUUCAGCUUUGAGAUUAGACGGCAACGUAAUAAGCAGCAUGCAUCAAACAUUUUGUUUGUAUGUGUGCUAAUAAAUAAGUUUAAAUUAAAUGUUUUGAUAAUGAAACAACAAUAAUAGAGUAUAAUUCUAAGCGUAUAACUUAUAAUUAAGAAUAUCGUAGACAUGUGAAAACCUUUUAAAGUCAUCUUGGUACAUUACACAUUACAUAACUGUUAUAAACUAAAUAAAUGAGUAAUCUAUUUGAGAAAGGCUUU
Anoplopoma fimbria (sablefish) is the source of this 3099-nucleotide messenger RNA. Its product is annotated as cytochrome P450 2J2-like. Bases 112 to 1608 code for a protein of 498 amino acids. The record is from RefSeq and is a predicted model, not a curated record. Gene Ontology annotation, cellular component: intracellular membrane-bounded organelle; cytoplasm. Gene Ontology annotation, molecular function: heme binding; iron ion binding; oxidoreductase activity, acting on paired donors, with incorporation or reduction of molecular oxygen, reduced flavin or flavoprotein as one donor, and incorporation of one atom of oxygen. Gene Ontology annotation, biological process: xenobiotic metabolic process. The transcript has 9 exons. Lineage: Eukaryota; Metazoa; Chordata; Actinopteri; Perciformes; Anoplopomatidae.